Molecule: messenger RNA, 1994 nt
Organism: Cavia porcellus (domestic guinea pig)
Lineage: Eukaryota; Metazoa; Chordata; Mammalia; Rodentia; Caviidae
Gene: Orc4
Product: origin recognition complex subunit 4
Exons: 14
Coding region: 408-1718 (436 amino acids)
Biological process (GO): DNA replication initiation; DNA replication
Cellular component (GO): nucleus; nuclear origin of replication recognition complex
Molecular function (GO): DNA replication origin binding; ATP hydrolysis activity
Source: RefSeq, a predicted model, not a curated record
UGCCUUUCUGAAACCAUACUUUUCGUGUGAGAGGUUACAGUUGAUUAGUUUGGCUUCGCAGUGGAGGUCUUUGCCCGCGCGUAGCCAACAGCGAGUCGAAAGUGGGAGGCCUGGAGACUGGCAGAGCAGUGAGGAGGCAGGCUUGUCUAGGCCAGGCAGGCCAGAACCAGGCGGGCUCCUUCUGUGUAGCGACCUCCCCAGAAGGCUGUGGAUGAAUCGCUGACUAGUGUAGUGAGUGCUGAGAAGACUAGCACUAUGCGGGGAUUGUAGGUGAGAUUUGUGAGAGAUCUGAGGAUAGGAGUGCAGUGAGAUCUCUGAGCCUGGGCAGGUGAGUCUGGUGACAUUCCAGAGCUCACAAUGGGCGACCUGUCCGAGAACAGAGAAAUCUGGGAUUUGAAUUUGUUGAAAUGAGCAAUCGUAAAUCAAAGAACAACAACUUACUACAUGGAGAGUCCCUUUCUCAGGUACAAAGAAUUUUACGGGAAAGAUUUUGCCAUCAGACUCCAUAUAGUAACUUAUUUGGAGUGCAAGUACAAUACAAACACUUAAUUGAACUGCUAAAAAGAACUGCUGUCCAUGGAGAAGGUAACUCUGUACUCAUUGUUGGACCCCGAGGAUCAGGCAAAACCAUGUUAAUAAAUCACGCUUUAAGAGAACUCAUGGAAAUAGAAGAAGUGAGUGAAAAUGUAUUACAAGUUUAUCUAAAUGGACUGCUGCAGAUCAAUGAUAAAAUUGCUCUGGAGGAAAUCACAAGGCAGUUACAUCUCGAAAAUGUAGUGGGAGAUAAAGUUUUUGGAAGUUUUGCUGAAAACUUUGCAUUUCUUCUGGAAGCUUUGAAAAAAGGUGACCGGAGUAGUAGUUGCCCAGUGAUCUUCAUAUUAGAUGAAUUUGAUCUUUUUGCUCAUCAUAAAAACCAGACACUGCUCUAUAAUCUUUUUGACAUUUCUCAGUCCGCACAGACGCCAAUAGCAGUUAUUGGUCUUACAUGUAGAUUGGAUAUUUUGGAACUCCUAGAAAAAAGAGUGAAGUCACGAUUUUCUCACCGGCAGAUACACUUAAUGAAUUCAUUUGGUUUUCCACAGUAUGUUAAAAUAUUUAAAGAACAAUUAUCUCUACCUGCAGAAUUUCCAGAUAAGCUUUUUGCUGAAAAGUGGAAUGAAAACAUCCAGGGUCUUUCAGAAGAUAAAAAUGUACGAGAAGUUCUACUGAAGCAUUUUAACGUCAGCAAAAACCUGAGGUCAUUACACAUGUUAUUGAUGCUUGCUUUAAAUCGAGUAACAGCAUCACACCCCUUUAUGACUGCAGCAGAUCUGAUGGAGGCAGCCCAGAUUUGUAGCAUGGAUUCUAAAGCAAAUAUUGUACAUGGACUAUCAGUCUUGGAAAUUUGUCUUAUAAUAGCUAUGAAACAUUUAAACGACAUCUAUGAAGAGGAGCCCUUUAAUUUUCAAAUGGUCUACAAUGAGUUUCAGAAGUUUGUUCAAAGGAAAGCCCAUUCUGUUUAUAAUUUUGAGAAACCUGUUGUCAUGAAGGCUUUUGAACACCUACAACAAUUAGAAUUAAUAAAGCCCUUGGAAAGAACUUCAGUAAAUUCACAGAGAGAAUACCAGUUGAUGAAACUACUUUUGGAUAAUACUCAAAUUAUGAACGCUCUGCAGAAAUACCCCAACUGCCCUACAGAUGUUAGACAGUGGGCAACAUCCUCACUAAGCUGGCUGUGAAUAGUUUCACUUUUGGCAUUUCAGACAUGAUUCACUAAAGACCUAAAAGCCAUUUGUCCUUUAUAAGAUAUGUUGUUGCAUUUUUUGCCUUAUUUUAUAAACUUUUUUUUUUAAUUUGAGAAACUGUUGUACAUCUUGGCUGUGUCUUACCUUUGAAUUACAAGCCAUUACAUGAUUUAUAAUUCCAGUCAUUGACUUAGACUGUGCUGUAAGUAGCAGUUCAACAGAAUAAAAUGUGAUUAUUUUAGAAAUUAAACCAUUUUUUAAAACAUUGUA